Messenger RNA from Daphnia magna, 2444 nucleotides. RefSeq lists its product as uncharacterized. The transcript is spliced from 3 exons. Lineage: Eukaryota; Metazoa; Arthropoda; Branchiopoda; Diplostraca; Daphniidae. The record is from RefSeq and is a predicted model, not a curated record. The coding region runs from base 113 to 2386 and encodes 757 amino acids.
AAAUAAUACAUGACUUUGCAACGUCGUCUGUUGAAGACGUCAAUUCAUUAUGUGCAGAAGAUAAAUUCCAGAUGUGAACAGAUUUCUGACAGUAAAUACUAAAUUUAAAAAGAUGAGCAAGAAAGAUGAUACAAAUGAGAAACUAGGAAUAAUCCAUGCAAGAAAGAAGAAAAUAGUUGUUGGUGUUCGUCAGCAACAACGACGAAUAAAAUUUGCCGUUAAAGAAAUGGAAGAACAACUGUUUCAAGAUUGUCGAGCACUGCCACAAUCUGCUACUUAUGAUUCCAACAUCAGUGAUUUAGAUCGUGUUGUUGUCCAACCUUGUUUGGAGUAUCCUGCAGAUGAAUCAACCAUGGAAGACAAUGCGAAUGCUGUUGACGAAACAAAUAAUGCUGCUAGUCCUGAAAAUGUGUCAUCUUCUGAUUACGCUGAGGCAACAGAUGACAAUUGGUGUAGUGACACAGAUUCUUACAUUGAACUGUAUGACAACUAUGACAACAAAAGGGAAAGCUGUGAAUACGAACAAGAUUCUGUCAAUGAUGCCACGCUUGACGAUGAAGACACUUUUGAUGUAGAAGACGACUCAUUGGAAAAAGAAAAAAGAAAAGAAGCUGUGACAAAGAGUUCUAUAGCAGAAUGGGUGAUUGAAUGCAACAUUCCAAGAUUUCACGUCAGCAACCUCCUCCGAAGACUGAAAUUAGACUGCGGCCUAUCAUUUCUACCACUGGAUAGCCGAACUCUUCUUAAAACUAUGAGGAAUAAGCCCAACGUCCGAGUCGUACCUCCUGGACAGUAUGCCCAUUUUGGUCUAGUUAAUGGCUUACUUAGUUUGUUGUCCUACCAUAAAAUCGAUAACACGGUAACAAAAAUUAAAAUCGUGUUACACAUUGAUGGAAUCCCUAUAGCAAAAAGUAGCGGUAGCCAGUUUUGGCCCAUUCUUUGCUCGAUUUAUGGCUAUGACAAAGUUAUCAUCAUCGGAAUAUAUCAUGGAUUCAAGAAGCCUGAAGACGUGAAUCUGUUCAUUUUAGAGCUCGUUGAAGAAGCCAAAGUCGUUCUUAAAGAUGGAUUGAAAUAUGGCGGUCGAGUACUUGAAGUGGAAAUAGCAGCUCUCGUGUGUGAUGCUCCAGCAAGGUGUUUGGUUACAAGUGUUGUUUCACACAACGCAUACUAUGGCUGUCACAAAUGUGAAACGAAAGGUGUCUGGAUACGAAGCUCUGUGCUAAGCAACUAUGGAGGUCGGGUGACAUAUCCCAAUGUAAAUGAUCGUCUACGUACUGAUGAAUCCUUCCGUACGCGCUCGCAGUCAUGCCAUCACAAAAACGGGAGAUCAAUAAUUGAAGAAUUGCCCUUUGAUAUUGUUAAAAAGGUACCUGUAGACUACAUGCACAAUGUCUGCAUUGGUGCUGAAAAAAAAUUACUCUGCACCUGGAUAUCUGGAAAAAUGGAUGGAACAAGACUAACAAAAGAACAAGUGAUCUCAGUUUCUAAUUUUCUAGUCUACAUAAAAAGAUACGUUCCUGUUGAAUUUCCAAGAAAAACUAGAACUCUAGACGAUUUCCCACACUUAAAGGCUACUGAGCACCGAAAUCAUUUACUUUACUUCCUUCCCGUCGCUCUUCAAGGAGUCCUUCGCCAAGAUAUGUAUAACCAUUACAUGUUAUUUCACGUGUCCAUCAAGAUACUAACAAACACGCACAACAGUCGAACCUACGCUAGCUAUGCAGAGAUUCUUCUAAAAAAAUUCGUACAGGAUUGCGUUCAAUUUUAUGGCCGAAAAUUUAUCAGCUAUAACAUCCACAACUUGAUCCAUCUUCCAAGUGAUGUUCAAGAAAUUGGCUGCCUUGAUAGCUACAGUGCGUUCCCAUUUGAAAACAAGCUUCAAUCGAUCAAGAACUUAAUAAGAACAAGCGCAAAUCCUCUAUCACAAAUGAUAAGGCGUGUAAAGGAGAUAGAAGAAAUUGCGACUGAUGUUUAUGCUCCAGUGUUAUCAAAAGAGGUAGUGUGUUCACAUGUACAUUCAAAUGGACCAAUUCUUCCUGAUUUCAGAGGUGUUCAAUUCAAGAAUAUGAAGUUCCAAAAUUGGGAAAUCGGAGUAAAACGUCCUAAUCACUGUGUUUUCUUAAAAGACGGAAGUGUAGCUUUGAUAAAGAAUAUUCUGAAAAGUAUGGACGGUAAAAUUUCGAUUCUUGCCAAAAAAUAUUUGAUCCAAGAUUGUCUUUUCGUUUCUCCUAUUCCUUCAAGGGAUUUCCAAGAAAUCGUAGUGUCUGAAUUACAUUCUGAUUACCAACUUCAUGAUGUAUAUUUCAUCGCAUGUAAAGCUAUCCGAUUUCCGAUUACCAAUCCAAAAAACGGAAAAUAUUAUGUGGCCCCACUCCUCAUGUCAUAGUUGUACAUUAGAGUCUAAUGAUAGGUCCCUCUUCUGUAAUAAACAAUUUAUGAAUUGG